Biomphalaria glabrata is the source of this 7520-nucleotide messenger RNA. RefSeq lists its product as uncharacterized. The record is from RefSeq and is a predicted model, not a curated record. The coding region runs from base 351 to 1883 and encodes 510 amino acids. NCBI's taxonomy places the organism in Eukaryota, Metazoa, Mollusca, Gastropoda, Planorbidae. The transcript is spliced from 10 exons.
AAUGCUGGAUUUAUCAAGGACGUGGGACUGACUUCUAGUGUCUGAAUUUGAUUUUUGUGUCUACCCAUCUCGAGUGGCUACCUGACAUCAGCUACACAGGAGCGUGAAGACAGUCUGACAUUGUGUACGUCAUAUCACUGUGUCAGUUAAGUUAAAACGUCCACAUUGGAGCCCAGUGUACGUCUCACCACCAGAUACAGUGAUCCUCAAGUUUUGAUAGGACGUCGUCUUUAUUUCAACGUACCCCGAGAAAACUGUCCAGCCUGAAAAAAGCAUUGUCAUGGACGUGGGAUGACGUAGAAAAAACCCAGCAUUGUGUUCUCCCUGCAACCCAGACUUGAGCUCGAAGAAUGAGUCUUUGUCAGCUGCUCUUGGUGUGGACGUAUGUGUUGGUUAUCACGAACAGGACGUCAUGUAAAGUAGACAAUACAGAGGAUAUCACAUUUUAUGUUUCACAGCGCAGUCUACCUCGUCAAGUUGACAUUGUCUACACGCUGAUGAGAGAUAAACUGCCAUGGAACCAAGCCUUAGCUGCUUGCCAAAAGACUUUUGGACAGUAUGGAGGAACUCUUGUGACGCUGGAUGGCCCUGAUAUUGCCUACUCUAUCUUCCAACGUAUGUCUGAGUCUGAUGAUAAUUUUUGGACCGGAUUGCAUUGCGCAGACGAUAAUUGUAACUUGAAAGUGUGGUCAGAUUGCUCUCACUAUGACGGCGACAAAAGCCGACUUGAUUCCUCAGAGGAUGGAAUGUGUUACUAUGUCGAAAAGGAAAAGACAGAUAAACUUAUUAAAAAAGAGUGUAGCCAACAAUACCGCUAUGUUUGCCAGUAUUUGAAACCGAAUUCUUCAACGUGUAACAACAUCUGCACCACGGACUCGAACAUUAACAUGUGUCGCCAAGCCGGCAAUUAUCUCACAUUCCAAUCUGCCUCGGGCACUGGCACUAGAUGCUACGAGGAGUGUGUCCAAACUCAGGGGUGCUGGAUGUUCUGGGAUGUGGAGAAAAAGUCCUGUCUGUUGGGAGUCAGCGCAUGGUACACGGUUAAUGUCAGUAAUGCAGCAGUCAGUGUCCCUGAAGACGCCAGAAAAACGCCAAUGCAUUGUUCUCUAACUUCAGAAAUUCAGAAUACCUGCAUGACUUCGACUGUUACCCUGAUUGUUAGUAGUCAACAGCAGUGUGACAAUACAGUCACUACCACAAUGACCAAAUCUGCUUCUACUGUGACUCGAACAGUUACUCUGGACGUCACCACAAAGGUAUUGGUGCCCACCACCUUGACCCUGUCAACCGCUGUGGCACCAGCCACCACGACAGUGACUACCACUGUGACGAUAGAAACCGAUGUCCAUCCCUUGAAGACAACAACGGUGUACAGGACAGAAUGUUCACAGACAUUGACACUGGACAGGAUGCUGGAAGCAAGUUGCUCUUACGCAACCAGACAAUCACAAGCAGCAUCCGAAUUAAUGACGUCAUUUCGCGUCUCACCAACGAGCUCCUUACAGGUCGCUACAGCGGCACUAACUGGAAAUGCGCCAUCACCUAGUAACCAAGCAAGUUUUCAGCUUCCGGCAUUGAGCUUAUCAUUGACCGACCAGCAGAUGCACCUCACGUCAUUAUCGAUCAACGUCACAGCAGCGCUGUCCGACGAAUUGCUGGAGUCAAUGACGUCCUCCAUCGUUCAGGAGCUGAAGGUGCCAACGGAAAACCUCUCCAAGACGAAGCGCCUGAAAAUCAGCAUCUACGACGGAAGGACAUCUUCCACCGUGUCCGGUGUUUCGGCCUGUGCUUUCUUAGGGCUGACUGUCAGCGUUGUCGUUGUCAUGGACGCCCUCAAGUUGUUUCCAGCUAUACUAAAGAUGAUUAAAAAAAUGAACAGUUAGCGUUCAAAAUAUCUGAAGUAGUAUUUUCAAAGCUGAGACAUUGUUUAAAUUUACAGCUCAUUUAGGGAAUGUUGUUGCAUGUAAACUGAUAACUAAACUAAGGAUUAAAUCAAAGGAAUGACUGAAGAAGUACACAUGAACUUAGAACAUAACAGCACGCUCCGGUUCACGAUUUUAAUAUUUUAUCUUCACUAAGAAGAUACAAGAGAACGAUCAUAAAAAAAAACAGAUACAGGAACUUUUGUGUUCCCGUAGCAACUAAAUCAUUGGAUAAAUUAUUAAAUAAAUCAUUGAUAAAUCUUUGACUAAAUCAUUAAGUAAAUCAUUGAUUAAAUUAUUGAACAAAUCCUUGACUAAAUCCUUGAAUAAAUCAUUGGCUAAAUCAUUGAAUAAAUUAUUGAAUAAAUCAUAGAAUAAAUCAUUGAAAAAAUCCAUGACUAAAUCAUUUACUAAAUCAUUGAAUAAAUCAUUAAAUAAAUCCUUGACUAAAUCAUUGAAUAAGUCAUUGACUAAAUCAUUUAAUUGAUUAAAUCCUUGACUAAAUCAUUCAAUAAAUCAUUGAUUAAAUCAUUGAAUAAAUCAUCGAAUACAUCAAUGAACAAAUCUUCUAUUUCUCCUGUACACCUCACGAGUACUGAUUAAGUGAAAUUGUGGUAUAAACUCAUAUUUUGUGUGAUAUCAUAUAAAUCGUUUGGUCUUGUAAUAAUCAUAUAAUGCAUGGGCGUAGCCGGGGGGGGGGUUUGGGGUUCAACCCCCCCCCCCCCCCGAAAUGAAAUGGAAUUAAGUGACUGAUUUUUGCUUUCAUUUUGUUUAUUUUAGGUGAGAUUUUAAUACUAAAUCAUCACUUACCACAUCACAGCCGAGGGGGUUUUGAGUUAAAAACCCUCUACUAGGGGGUUUUGAGUUAAAACCCCCCUCCUCCAGAUGGCUUUUUCUUUAAAGUUUAAAACCCCUCCAGAUGGUUUUGGUGUUUAAAAUUCCCCUACAGAGCGUUUUGAGUUGGAAACCUCUUUCUUCAAUAUUAUUUUAAAGCAAACUACAGUCACCAAAUUCUAUGAUCGUAGCUAAAUGGGGUUUUGAAUUAUAAAAAAAACCAAAAAACUCCAGAGAUUUUUUAGUUUAAAACGCCUCAACAGAUGAUUUUGAAGAUAAAACUUUCCUGUUCGAUAUAAAAUCUAAAGCGAAAUACAGGCAUGUAAUUCCAAGAGCGUAGCCAAGAGAGGUUACAAAUUUCUACCAGUGACUUGGGCUCCAUUAAUAAAGUGUGAAUAGUCUUCUGCCGAAAUUGAAAAACACUAAAUGUGGCUCAACAAAGACAGAUUUUAGGAGUCAGUUAUAGAGAUAGGGUUUAAAUCAAAUAAAUCAUAUGCCGAACUGGGAGUCGAACCCUUAGUAAGGUUGUGACAGAGCGUCGCAUGAGGUUUUGCGGGACAUGUUCUCCGACAAAAUGAAUUACGCAUAAUAAGAGUUGCGGAAACAGCUUGCCGGAAAAUGCGCCGAACGGCGCGAGAGGGUCUAAGUCAGUAAGAAUAGCACAUUAGGUUUUUGAAAUAAAACUUUUUAAUAGCAAGAUAAUGCACUGUAGAUACCUCAGAAUAUGCAUUUUGUUGGCUUUCAUUACCAGAAAUAGUGCUCGGCGGCGGGGCUUCGCCCCGCGCUGGGGGAGCGCUGCGAGCUCCCCCAGACCCCCUUGUUAACAAGGGCGGGGAGUCUACAAGUUUUCCACUUAUUCCAGGAAGAACCUAUUCUAGGGCACAAUAAACGUCUCCCGAAAAGGUCAGAAUGUAAUAAAGAUUAAUUAUGUACACACACACACUCAUAUAUAUAUAUAUAUAGUUUUUUUCCGCGGGGGGGGGGGACCCCCCCCGAAAAAAAAUCCUGGCUACGCCCAUGAUAUAAUGUAUUGUUAUGUGUCAUGCACACUUGUAAAACUAAUUUCCUCAUGUAUAAUAAAGAUUAUUAUUAUGCUUAUUAUUAAUGUUUCCGAUGGCUGUUAUCAAUAUGCUUUACUUUCAUUACUCCCAGUGAACCAGAGUUUCAAAUUUGUGAUGUUAACUCUCAUACUUCCUGUUCCUUCCUCAAAAUAGCAACAUGAUGUCAUAGCCUUAUGAUUCCCCCUAUUUUAGUGGGAUGGAUAGUAAAUAUGAUUUGGCAAGGGGGGGGGGGACACUUAAAAAGAAAGGUGAAAUUUUUAUUGAGAUUAAAGAUGCUCCAUGGAGGAGCAUGGAGGUGGGGGUGUGAAAAUUCUGAUCUCAUCAACUCUCAAUCCCAGGAAAUGUACAGAGCUACGCGAAUCUUUCAGGUUCUCAAUCACAGUCUUUUGAAAAAAAAAAAUUCCUCUUAUUAGCCUGCAAACUUUUCAUGGCUGUAAACUAAGUGGACACUGGGUGGACACUAGGUGGACACGAAUCUCGAAAACAGUAAUGACGAUUUUCCUAGAAAUUUGAAUUAUUUAAUACAAUUUUGAUGUUUACAAGAAAUAAAAAAAAAGAUUAUAGAGAACCAUCAGGAUCAUAAAGGACGAAUGGAUAAUUGUUUUUAUGUUACUUGUUAAAAGUUCUCUUACUAGCUAGUAAACUCUUUAAGGCUUUAAUAGGUGAAGACUAUUUUUUUAUUUUGUGUGUUACUCGUAAGGACAAUUCUUCUUCUAGCCAGCAUUUUGAUACUGAGCUGUAGGCUCUUUUGUAGCCUGUGUCAAAGAAAAGCAAAGCAUGCUGUUCGCUUCAGCUGUUCAGUACUACCAUACACAGUGUUGGUUAUGUUGGGCUGCGGUGGUAAUAGGAGAAUUAAAAUGGGGCAUUCAAAGAUUCAUAGUUGCCUAAGGGUGGGCGCAGUGUCUCGUAGGGACACAGAACACGCGGUGAACUAGUGGUGAAAUAGUGGUGAACUAGAUCUACUCUGUCUGUCGGUCUGCGGUAUAAUUGUUUGAUUCACCUGGGAUUUGGUGUACUAAGUAUAUACAGGGUCGAUUUCAUUAUCAGACAAGGCAAUCAGGGUCCACUGAAAACUAAAAAAAAAAGUGAGUACCCCUUUAAGUGCGAUCUAUGGGAAAGACGAUGUAAAAGAUCAACCACCAUUACAUUUCCCAACAAUUGUCAGGUACCCAUUAGAGCGGUAAGUGACGUUUUAUCGCGACUGUUUUGGCGCUGCCGUUUUGGCGCGAGAAAUGUUUGUGCAGGGGACGUUUUGGUGUGAGAUAUUCUGACAAUAAUUCUAGAAACACAUUCUUUUCUAGUAUAGAUUAUUUCACCGUGAUAUAUUAUUGUAUGUAUAGUAUGAAUUCUACCCCCUUCCGACGAAUUUUUUUUAGUGGCCCCCCAAAGGAGAGAAGACGCUAUUAGUUUUGUGUGGCCCGUCUGUCGUCUGUCCGUCCCGUUUAGAUCUCAGAAACUAGAAGAGAAAAUGAAAAUCGGUCAUCAUGAUGUUUUAGAUCAUUCAAAGUUCUGAUGCAACGGAUACCUUUUCUUUUCUGAAAGCGAAAAAUCUAAUUUUUUAAAUCAGUUAUGCAAGCUGUUUUUAAUAAAAAUACACCAUUUUUACAACUUUUUAGUAAGGAAGAUGACUAUUUACUAUUUUUUUAACACAUUAUUAUUUUUUUUACAAUUGUAUUGCUAAGUUAUGUAAGUUCUGUCAUACUUAAUACUACAUUUACAAAAAAAUGUUAACUUUUGUUUUUAAAGGGAAAAUAAUCUAUUUACUAUGCAAAUAAGUUGGACAUAAUUUAAAACAAAAAUUAAUAAGCAGUUUUUUAUAUUAUCGCGUGAGCUGCAAAGCACAUCGUAUGCCACGGAACACAAAACUAAAGGAAUUUUUUUUUUUUUACAGAAAUGUUUUUUUCUUGAAACUUUGAAUAAGAGAUUGACCCUUUACAAAACAAUUAGAUCAAUUAGAUAACUCAUUAUAAGACAUCAGUUAGGCCAGGUUCACAUCUAACUUCACAUACACUUUUCACCUAUCCCUUGGUCUGCUGGACAUUUGGGGCACCACACAGGAUCUGUCAACCUUCUUUCUCCAUUCUUCUCUUUCAUUUGCCUUUGAUAGAAUUUCAUUAUGAUAUUAUUUCUGAAAAUAUUGAAACCAGCCUUUUUUCCUGCCUGGGUGGACCACUUCGGGGGCCGAUUUUGAGUUUGUGUUUCGACACAAACUGUCUUUGUAACCCUGUUGAUAAAGAUUUUGAUUAUUCCGUCAAUAUAUAAUAAGUCUGUUUUCUACCUGAAACCAAGGCAAUGACAUGCUUACCCCUCCCCCCCCCCUAAAUUAUAUGCGAGUUCUGCUAAACACACUGGAAGACAUCCAUUUAUUUUUAUUUCGAAAAACAUUUAAAAAAAAAGUAUUGACAUUUAUUUCAUGUCCGCAGAAGCUAAGAAAUGUUUUAAAAGAUGGAUUCUAUCUGGUAAAAAAUAUUUUGGUUAAGUGUGAUUUAGGUGACACAUCUUCUCUUGAUGCAGAUUGUUUUAUUUUUAAUUAACCACGUGAUUUAUAUUAUAAUAAUUCUCCGCCCCCCCCCCAAAAAAAAAAACACGUAGAAGAAGUUUAGAUAACUUUGAGACUAUUUCAUACACGAUACUGUGAACUAUGGGUAGCUGCCUGGUCAUGUGGUAUUGUCUCGGUAUUGUGGUUUCGAAAGUCCAGGGUUCAAACCUUUCCCACCUCAAUCCCCAACCAUCCUGUGGGAAGUUUGUAUUAGGAUGUUAUAAUCCUUAGUUCUUACGAACAUUACGAAAAUGUAAAACAUUCAAAGUAGGAAAGGUCAAAAUAACCCCUGAGCCAAAACUGCUCCGCCAAAAUGUCUCCCGCACCAAAACAGCUGCGUUAAAACGUACUGCUUCGCCAUUAGAGCUGGGUGGACGCAGAGGCACCCUUAUUAUCUCGAAAUUAAAAAUACCAGUCUUCACCAGCGUUCGAACCCAAAACCUAUCGGAAGCAAAGCGCUUCACCACUACGCCACCACUUUAAUGGGGAUAAAACAAUAACAAUGAAAAAAGUGGCAACCCAAACGCUAAAUCUCGAGCAUAUUCUCAUCUCAUCUGUUCCGUUCGUCUUAGAGGUCCCAUGACAGUUCGUAGAGUGUUCUGACAGUUCGGAUGGAGUACUUUGUCCUACUAAUGCUCUGACAGCAUGCUUUUCUUUCUUCGUUCUCCUAUGUACCUUGAAGGAUGUCUUUGUGACUAGUGAGUCAUGUUUUACAAUACGACCUACCAGCUCAGCUUUCUCUCUUCAUAUUAUUAUUAAGGGAGUUCCUAUGUUUUACCAGCUUGAGUGUUGAUUUCUAAAAGUACAAACUCGUGUGUUUUCCUGGGGUCUGAUACCCAGCGAUUUCCUGUAGCAUUUCCUCUCAAAGACUUGAUCUCAUCUUUCAGCCUCAGCGUUCGGUGUCCAACUUUCACAAUCAUAUAGAUCUUGGAGUACCCAGACCACUAACGGAGAAUGCAGUUUUAAUUAGGGGACGUAGAAUUAGACAUCGCAGAUUGUUUCCAAGUCUUUGGUUUGAAUGAUUGGUCAAAUUAUUAUUAUUUUUUUGACAUUCCUCCUUCUUUCUGUAUCGGAAUGUAUUGUGCUACAUUUAGUCUGUAAAAAUGUUCUGGAAUGGGUUUGAUAUAUGUACAUAAAAGUUAUGGAAAUUAUAUGUGAUUUGUU